AUGAAUGUUGACGAUGAACACCUGUCUGCCCUCGAUGUGGUUGUGCAGAAGGUCCGCAAGUGCACAGACAUGCCUGCGUACAGAGGGUAUCAGUCGACGAAGUUUGCCCGAGCAGCACGAGCUCUCAAGAAAGCAAGCGAGCACAGGCACCAAGUGACUUGCAGGGUGAUGGCCCUGAUUCACCGGUACAAUGAUCGUUAUGCGAAAACACAUGAAGAUGUGAUCAACUUAGAAGAAAAGAAGAGACCGAAGAAGGCAGGCCGUGGGAGUUACAAAAAGUGGUUGCCAACCGCUUUGUUGCGGGUUUGUUGGGGCUCCAAACCAGAUCCUCGGAAAAGGGUCGCAAAGAAUAUGGCAAGAAGACUUAGAAAGAAAACCAAGCCUUCGGCUGCCAGCCAGAAGCGCGCAGCUCCGUCUGCGUCGUCAAUCCGUGAAUGCGCCCGGCAACACGAUGCCAGCACGACUCAUGUAGCACGGGUGCGACAAGCUAUGUCUGAAGUGUUCAUGCGCGUGCAAACGCAGCAGCUGAACAUGCUGCCGCGUGUGGCAGAACAGUGGAUCGAAAUUGCGCUCGAUGAGACGCAGGAGCCUGUCACUAUGGAGACCACUGGCCAAAGUGCGCAGGUGAUGGUCAUACAUGUGAAGCUGCAUCGGCUGUCAGCCUGGGGACAGCAAGUGCAAAGCUUCAGCGUCGUGCUUCCUACCGUCGUGCUGCCUGGAACGACCACAGACGACAUCCUCGGUGGUUUGAUGGAGCGGCUACCUGUCAGCUUGGAACAGUUGAACACCCUUGCUGAAAGAACGACCUUCUUCCUGAACACAGACAGUUUUGGGAGCUGCCUGAAGUUGACGAAGUGCCUCGCAACGAAGUUUGCAUGUUUCAGCUGCCCGUGUCGCAUGCACCAGCUUUGCAUAGCAAUGACGUCCGCCAUCGCUUUGUCCGGCAUCAUGUCAUCGCUCUACUGUGGGUCCUUGCUUCUGCGCAGAGCAAAAUUUCAAAAAUCACUGCGUGCCAGGUUGGAGCACUAUCUUCGUGAUAAACUCGUCAUUACAUAUGAUGCCCCGACUAGUUCGGCUGUCAGCCAUGCCAAUGCAGUAUGGAAUUUGGCAUGGCCCUUGGUGCAAGCUGGUCACAGCACAGACACCCGUUUGACCACUCCAAAAGCCCAAGCAUGGAGGAGGCUGCGGAAGAAUCUUUGCGGGCCGCUGAACGACCACACCCGCGUGAUCCACUACUGCCCUUACGGAUGUCAUGACUCCCGCAGCGACGUGGUCGAUGAGGUUUUCAAAGAUCUGUGCACGCUUUUCUUGGACUCUCCACCAAUGGUUCCAGUUUGGAACAAGUGGACCAAGGUGGUUCCUCCUUUGAUGUGGUUUGCACCUUUCAUGCUGGUGCACGGCCUCCUUUCCCAUAUUGUGAAGCCCCUUCUUGAGGCAUUGGAGGUGACGCAGGUUCAGACUGAAGCUGUGGCCGAGACGGCUGUGACGGCAAUGUCUCUCAUUGAGUCGGAACUGGAGAGGAUCGCUGCACCAGAGCAAGAAAGCGAGGCGUUCAGAAAAGAAGAAUUUGCGAGGGUGCGGAAAUUUGCGAAGUUCGCAACUUGCAAAGGCAUGAAGGAAAAACUGACAGCAACGUUGUUGUCUCUACAGCCUGCUUUGAAAAUCAUGGGGUCCUUCUUCACCGCCGCUGAUGCAACUUCAUGUCCGGAUUUGCGCCGGACGUCCACUGUGUUGGUCCUGUCCCAGCCUUCCCAGUCGCCUGCUGUCAGCACGGUCAAGGUUUUGCUGAAUGCGCUAUCGUCCGAAGAUGCCUGUCACUGGCAAGCCUUGCACGAGCCUGAUGCUGCUUGGGAUUGCCACAGUUACACAUGCGCAGCCGUUCCAACUUGGUUGGAAGUUGGACAGCUGUAUGGCAGGCUGGUGCUGCCCUUCAGUGUUUGGCCGUUCAAAGCAGCCCUGAUGAUGGAGGAUGGCGUUUCCCGUGAGACUCAAGAGAUGCUGGCCACAGAACUGUUGAGGCUUUGUUCUCACCGAGAUCCCUUCCUGCAGUUCCUCAAGGGAGAUUUGCAAACGGAGACAGAUGUCCUGGACCCUGCCAACCUUCAACGAAUUCAGCAGCUGUUGGACCUUGCGCCAGUAACUAACGUGGUGUCAGAGAAAAGCUUUGCCGCGUCACAUGUUCGUCGAAUGACGGACCAUGGCCAGAGUCCGAAACUGCCAACGUUGGCUGCCCAACAUGUUCUAGCCGAGAGCAAAUCCAUUUUGGAUUGCCAAAGCAGGCAGAAAGCAGCCAUCCAGAGCCCUCUGCAAACAUCGGCUGUCAGCCAGAAUCCUGACAAGAACCAUGUUUGGCGACAUUAUAUGCGAAGGCACAUGCAAGCGGGCAAAACCAUGAAGCAGGUCGCUCAACAAUGGCAGCAGGAGAGCGACGAAGCCAAGGCACUCCUGGCGGCGGAAGUCGCGCGUGCUCCAAGACCGCCUGCCUCUCCCCAGCUGGCAGUCCCUGUUACCGCACCUGCUGCUCCAGCAACCGUAUCGGUAUGGCCGCAUUGCGGAGAUGAUUUCUACCCGUUGCGUGCAGACUGCUUGGAAUCUAUGGUUGAUGCGGUUCGUCCACUGGCAGAGAGCUGGGUGCGGCGAGUGGGCGAGAGGGAGUGCAAGCCAAUGACAGCCACAGUUUCGGAUUGCGGCCCUUUGUGUCGUACCACCAAGUGUGUUCGGACUUUGCAAGACUGGCAGUCCAGUGUGCUCGAGCAUGUGCGUGUGAAGUUGAACAGGUUUGCUGCCUUCUGCAAGGCAAAGCCUCCAAAUCUUGGAGACAUGUGGCCUGCGUUGCCGGCAUUGCACAUCCAUAUAGAAGCGUCGUCUGGCAGCAGCGCUGAUCGACCCAAGGGGUUGACCUUGCUGCAGCUGUCUCCGCUGCAUGAUGCACAAGUUUACUGCUUGGCGAAACCGUCCGCAGCACCAUUGCCAGCUGAAGGUGUUGUGCUACAGUUUGAGCCGCAGAUUGACAAUCUGCGUGGAGCGACAGAGGUGAUGGAACUUUGUUUGACGAUGCUGCCCUCGCAGCCGCUGCUUUCUGGGGCGCCAAUGCCAAAAGAAUCCUUGCAAUUCCAGUGCUUGCGCUGCAAGCACACAAGUUUGACAUCCAUGAAGGUUCAGGUCGUGGAAGAUAUGGCUGACAUGGAGGCUGCGGCUGCCAGCAAAAGGAGAAAGGACAAAGAGGCUUCUGACAUCUCAGCAACAGUGCAGCGGUUGGAUGAUGACUCAUUGUUGAAGAAGCGCAGGAGGAUGCGGUAG
This is a messenger RNA of Symbiodinium sp. CCMP2456, 3300 nucleotides long. Lineage: Eukaryota; Dinophyceae; Suessiales; Symbiodiniaceae. The record is from the annotation of a GenBank genome assembly.